Messenger RNA from Macrobrachium nipponense, 1224 nucleotides. Its product is annotated as glutathione S-transferase Mu 4-like. Gene Ontology annotation, molecular function: glutathione transferase activity. The transcript is spliced from 5 exons. Lineage: Eukaryota; Metazoa; Arthropoda; Malacostraca; Decapoda; Palaemonidae. The record is from RefSeq and is a predicted model, not a curated record. Bases 284 to 934 code for a protein of 216 amino acids. Gene Ontology annotation, biological process: glutathione metabolic process.
CCCACAACCCCGGCCCGGUCGGUUUAACCGUCGUCACCCUGACUGUGUGCAAGGAACUCGACAACCACAAUAUUUCGCUCGGCCGUCGGCCGCCGGCGCCGUCAUCACUCACUCAGAGUGUUGGAAAUUGGCUAACCGGUAACAAGUCAGUUGAGAGCGGGCUUUUGUAAACACCGGAUCGCAGAACUCUUUCGGUUGUUUUUAUCGUGCAUUUGGCUUUAAUUAGGUCUUGUCAGCACAAUUGUUUGGUGUAUUACCAAUACCCAGUUAAUAUUCUGCGAAGAUGUCGCCAACUCUUGCCUACUGGAACAUUCGAGGUCUUGCCCAGCCUAUUAGACUGCUGCUGGAAUAUACUGGAACUGAGUUUGAAGACAAGAUGUAUGAAUGUGGACCAGCCCCAAAGUUUGACAAGUCUUGCUGGUUUGAUAUUAAGUACUCCUUAGGCCUCGACUUUCCCAACCUCCCUUACUACAUUGAUGGAGAUGUGAAAGUAACCCAGAGCAAUGCCAUUAUGCGGUACAUUGCAAGAAAGCAUGAUCUAUGUGGCAAGACUGAAUCUGAGAAAGUCCGUGUUGAUAUUAUGGAAAACCAGUCAAUGGACUUCAGGAAUGGUUUUGUUCGACUGUGCUAUGUAGAUUUUGAUACCCAGAAGCAGACCUACUUAGAGGCUUUACCCACUACAUUGAAGCUGUUCUCAACAUUCCUUGGUGAACAACCCUGGUAUGCUGGUGAUAAUAUCACUUUUGUGGAUUUCAUUAUGUAUGAACUUAUUGAUCAGCAUCUGCAAUUAGACCCAAACCUACUUAAGGAUUUCAAGAACCUUGAAGACUUCCAGAAGCGUUUUGAAGAAUUAGAACCCAUCAAGAAGUACAUGGCCUCCUCACGAUUCAUGAAGUCUCCACUUAAUAACAAAAUGGCAAAGUUUGGAAACUAACUUUGUUGUGAAGACCAUAAAUGUUUUAACUUUUUUUGCUUACAAUACAAAUGUGCAGCAUUAUAAGUGAUAAAAGUUCCUAAUUUAGUGAGUACAUAUAUGCUAAAGAAAAUAAUAAUUUCCAGUUUGACGUCUGUUAUAUUAUACUAGGUAAACCAAAUAUAUGAUAAAUAUUGUUUCUCGGAAUAAUGUAAUUUUGUUUUUGAGAAAUUAUGUGCAAAAUUUAUUUGAAGGUCUUAUUUGAAGACACUGUUUGAUAUAAACAGCUUUGAAAUAAAAGGUUUAAAGUA